Schistosoma guineensis is the source of this 3804-nucleotide messenger RNA. The record is from the annotation of a GenBank genome assembly. NCBI's taxonomy places the organism in Eukaryota, Metazoa, Platyhelminthes, Trematoda, Strigeidida, Schistosomatidae.
UAUAAUCAGUCCGCAUAGAGUAGGAGGGAAUAUGAAUAAGUUAGUAUUUUUAUGUUUACUAUCGUUCGGACCAUUAAUGAGUUAUUCGGCCGAGCCUUCUCGUCUGUCUGUCUUCUGGAUUGUUUUAGUUUUGUCCACUAAGCCUCCUCACAAAAAUGAAUCUUUGAUGAACAAAACAGCAUGGGAGUCUAAGAUUUCUGAAGCACUUAAAAGUACCAAAAUAUCGUAUUCGGAAUACUUCAAUCUGGUUGAAGCUGAAAACAGGUCUGUCGUGGUUGAUUACAUAGAGAGAGACGAAUCUCGAUCAUAUUUGAAGAUAUUUUUCUACGUACAGCAGAAUAACCUCUUCCAACCUUCUCCUUCUAUUGUUUACCAGCUCAAUCAAAUGCCGGUGGACUGGUUAGCAGUUUACUUGGGAAUGCCAGUCAUAGAAAGACCUAAAGUUUACGAUAUAGGCGCUUAUGAAAAGGAAGAUGAUUUUAUAUGGAUCAUUGGAAUAAUUGCUAUUUGUUUUCUUGGAAUAUUGCUGAUUUGUUGGUGCUUUAUAUUUCUAUACACAUUUGUUCUACAAGCCACUGCUAUGGUUAAAUGGUUACCGAGACCAAUGAUUAGCAAUUCUAAACAAAUAUUUUACAAAGCAGAGAAAUCACAGAGAGAAUUUGAAGAAAAGAAAGAUUCACAAAUACAAACCGAUGAUUUAGAAUGUUCGCAGUCAAAAAUAAGCAAAACUGAAAACUCAAUAUGUGAUAGAACAGUGUUGGAUUCCAAUUUCUCGGCUCGACUUUCAACUGUUUCAGAAAUAAGUUUAGAAGAAUCAGUUAACCCCGCUGUAAGUGAAUUAAAUGAAUCUGUUGUACCGUUGUGUGAAACACAAGUUCUAUUAUCAGAUGAAGAAGGUAAAUAUUCUGUUAUGAAUAUUUUUCUUAUCAAUUUACAAUCAGAUGGUAUUAUAAAUCAACAGUUGAAUGUAAUCAAAGUUAAUACGAAGUAUGUUACAAAUUCAUUCAACAUUUAUAUUUUCAUUGAAUUAGGAAUUCAAAGAAUGAAGUGAUUGAAGAAAAUGAAGGUGGUAAGUAAUAUUAUAAACAAACUGUCAUGCAAAUAGGCAAGUAAUCUUGAAUAUAUUUGGAACUAUCAUAACUAUAUGUAAACUAUACCUAAGAGUUGAAACUUAAGAAAAGUCUACCUGAUAUCAUUAACUUCAAUAUUUUGCUCGACUUUUCAUUCGUUAUUAUACGAUAUUAAGUUGGAAUAUUUCAAAACGUAAUCGUAUAAAAAACAUUACUGUACAUCGAGGAAUCUUUUAAAGAGAACAUUUAUGCCCGUAACUUUCCGUAGUGUUGAACUUAUCUGAAAAUAGCCUCAUUUACCCAUAAGUGGGUCGAAACGGUUGGUUCCCCAGUCAAUUUUAGUUCAUGAAGAGAAUUGCUUUUACAAUAAUGUUUCGUUAAGAUGUUCAGCAUAGUUUUCCUUUAAUUUUAAAAUAGCACAUCUAAUUUUUUUUCUAUAUGGUCAUUUUUACAUUAAUAUAUAUUAAAAUUAGCUACUGUUUCCCUUUAAAGAUUUGCUACAGGCAUCCGAAAUGGAUAGAACGCUUACUUUUGGAUCGUUCGAUAAUGUAAUACCUUUUGUGAUGUCUGUUCCACCACGUCCAGAAGCGAUAAAAUUAGCAAAUUUAUUAAACUCUCAGAAAAUAACAAAAACAUAAUUUUGAUCAAUGUUAUCUUUAUAUUAUUCAACCAGUCAUUGAAAUGGAUACAACUGUUGUCAUGAUACCAAUAUAUAAAGUCUUAUUUAUGGUUUAAAAGAAAACAAACAUAUUCAUGUUAUUUCACAAUUUUUGCUAUAGAAAAACAAAUUGUGUUUUUAUUAAUAAAACAUUAAAUGUUUAUUGUAUUUUACACCUUAAGAUAAAUCAGAUUUGAUUCAUAGUUGAAGAAGUGAGUUUUUAUUUCUAUUCUCUCAAGAAAGAGAGAGUGAGUGAGUGAGUGAGUGAAUGAGUGAGUGAGUGAGUGAGUGAGUGAGUGAGUGAGUGAGUGAGUGAGUGAGUGAGUGAGUGAGUGAGUGAGUGAGUGAGUGAGUGAGUGAGUGAGUGAGUGAGUGAGUGAGUGAGUGAGUGAGUGAGUGAGUGAGUGAGUGAGUGAGUGAGUGAGUGAGUGAGUGAGUGAGUGAGUGAGUGAGUGAGUGAGUGAGUGAGUGAGUGAGUGAGUGAGUGAGUGAGUGAGUGAGUGAGUGAGUGAGUGAGUGAGUGAGUGAGUGAGUGAGUGAAAAGUAUCAUCACCUCAGAAUUUUGUAAAUGUAUUUUCUUAAUAAAAUGAUUUUACUAGAAGUAAUAUAUGAGUGAAACAUUUUCAUAACAUAAAGGAUGAGUCUGAUUAUAGGAUGAUUAGCAGUAUUGUACAGAUAUAAUGAAACAGGAAUCUCGUAUUUGUUCAAUCAUAAUCUUCAAACUACUAGUGACAUAGGUUGUAAAGGCUAGAAAAAACCGUAAACUUGUGUACAUGUAUUUCCUUUAAAUAUAUACAGAUAAAACGUGUAAUUAUAUACAACAUGUUUAUCACUUGAUACAAACAUCGCAGAUUCAAUAUACUUACCCAUACAAUUUGUAUCCUAUUCUUAUUAUUGUGAUUGUGAUUAUGUUUCAAGUUACUUACGACUGCUACUCCUCUUGGAACAUAGACGGACGACCAAGAUCCUUCACCUAACUCUUUUGGGAAAUAUUUCUCAGUUGUUUCCAAAUGCUAUUUAUUCCUUUGAUCUCUGCCUCCAAUAGCAGAUACAAUUUGUUUCUUGGUUUUCCUCUUUAAGUUCUCCCUUUCAAGUUAGGGCUUGGCUCGUAAUGCAGUUGGAGGAUUUCUGCAUAAUGCAUCUUAUCUUCCUUGAAAUUCUUUCCCGAAUUCCCUCUUCACCUGGGAAUUGAUUUGUUCUCUUCUACAGUAGGAUGUUGCUGAUGGUAUCCGGUCAACAAACAUUAGGUAUCUUUCGAAAACAAUUGUUUAUAAAUAUUUGUACUAUUUCAAUGACAGUUGUAGUUCUCUAAGUUUUAGCUCCGUACAAUAUACCUCACUGUUUCGACGUUCGUAUUGAAGAUUCUGAGUUUAAUAUUGGUUGAUUGUUGUUUUGAGUUCUGUAUGUUCUUCUAUUGUACGAAUGAUGCCCAACCUUUGCCAAUCCAUGCCUUAAGAUACGUAUCUAAACUUCAGAAAUCGAAAUAUGUUAAGACAUUUGUUAUUAAUUAUAUUAAUAAUUGUAAUUUUAGGUUAUUUGCAGCUGAUGAGAAUUUGUAUUUUUAUUCAACAAACCAUUUUAUACUUGCUCUGUUCUAUGUUAUCAAUGGAUUCCGUUGCAUACAAUUCCAUUUACUUUUACGAAGUAGAUAAAAAAAUCAAAUUUGCAUAAUAUGUCGAAAUCAUAGUUGUCUAAUGUAUUGCUUAUUACUUAUUAAUGUACUUGUCAACUACUAAAUUAGAUUUUGUUAUGUUCUGACAAGAAUAAUGGAUGGUAACUUUUGGGAUCUAUUGAUGGACCGAUACUAAACGUAUAUUUCUAUUGCUUAAUUAUUAAGUAACUAUACUAUGCAUAUUCAUAUUCCUCUUAUUAUAAGCUUUAUUUUGAUCCAUAAACUAUUAUUAUAUGUUUUACCAUUCUUGAGUUAUACUCAGUAUAUUAAUUACUACCUCCCUCAUUCACAGCCACAUUUGGCUAAUUCUUGUACAAAUGUUGUUCUCUAUUUUAUUGGUACGUUGUGGUUUGUUUGAUUGAUAUAUAAACUCAGUAUGUCUGAAAUAUAAUGAUUCAUACCUC